UUCCUGAUUUUCCAUCCGGUGGUGUCCCAAGAACCGGGACCACGUUAUUCCUCUCGUUCUUGGUGACUUGUGUUCUUUGGAUUGGAACCGUACUUGGGCAAUGAAAGAUGACGUCAAACGAAUUUGCGAGAACACAAGAACGGAAAAAAACGUGGAUUGAUAAACAGCCAUUAUGUCAAUGGUGCUGCCAGUGUUGCUUAUGUUUAUGGUGCUGCUGUAGACCUGUAGAAAAAUGGCGUUGAUGGGAUGUAUUUUAAGAAUGACUAGGAAUUCCAUAAAUUCAGGAAACAGGUUUUCCAAUUACUAUGAUCUGGUCUACAGAUUUAUCAUCAAUACCCAACAGAGAUGUGGCUUCAGGAAAGCAAUGAAGAAGCCAGCUAUCAAGAAAGGGAAUGUAGAGCAGCUGAGCAACUUACCGGCGGAGUCAAGUGAAGGACUCAUCCAUAGGAGGGGGGCCUCCCCCAAUGUGGAGUCACAUGCCCCCUAUACACAUCCCAGGGUCUUAAACAGGCUGGUCAAGCCCCUGUUUUUCUCAAUAGGGUUUACAGGCUGUUCCUUUGGAACUGCAGCCAUCUGGCAGUAUGAGUCACUGAAGUCACGGGUGCAGAGUUACUUUAAUGAAGUUCGGGCAGACUGGCUUGAGAAACUACGACCACAGAAACAAGGGCACAUUCGCAAACAGAUCAACCAGUGGUGGAACAGUUUAAGUGAGGGCCAACAAAUUGUUUCAGGGAUAAUUGCUGCUAAUGCUGUAGUCUUCUGCUGUUGGAGAGUACCAUCCUUGCAGCAGUCCAUGAUCAAAUACUUCACAUCAAACCCUGUAUCAAACACCCUGUGCUCACCUAUGUUGCUGUCAACAUUCAGCCACUACUCUCUCUUCCACAUGGCAGCCAACAUGUAUGUGCUUUGGAGCUUCUCCAGCAGUAUUGUGUCUAUACUCGGGAGAGAACAAUUUGUGGCUUUCUACCUGUCAGCAGGUGUCAUCUCCACAUUAUUCAGCUACUUGUGCAAGACAGCCACUGGGCGUUUGGGUCCUUCUCUUGGAGCUUCGGGAGCCAUCAUGACGGUUUUGGCUGCAGUCUGUAUCAAGAUGCCGGAGGCCAAGCUUGCCAUAAUCUUUCUCCCCAUGCUGUCUUUCACUGCAGGAAAUGCAUUGAAAGCAAUUGUGGCAAUGGACACAGCUGGAGUGCUUUUAGGAUGGAGGUUCUUUGACCACGCUGCUCAUUUAGGGGGAGCACUUUUUGGCAUAUGGUACAUUAUGUAUGGUCAUGAGCUAAUAUGGAAGAAUCGGGAGCCCUUGGUGAAGAUCUGGCAUGACCUGCGGACCAAGGGUCCCGGAGGGGGAGCAAAUGGAGGAGGCUCACUAUAGAUUUAAUUUGUAUAGACUGGACCACAAACAUCUGUUCACAUUUACAGAUGCAUUUAAUACAUAUAAAAGCCUUCCCUAUCAUAUCCUCUUAAACACCAUACUGUUGUCUGACAUACAUUCUUACAGUCCAUAUUCUUGAGUACUCAUGUUUGGGAAAAUAACUUGGAUGUUUUUAAAGGCUGUAUGUGAUCAUCCUUGUAGCUCCAUAUAUUAAAAUGAUAAUGUAUAAAGUAUCUAGGGACUCCACCACCAAAUUUGUUUAAAGGGAAGAGGAAACCUUGGUCUAUUAUGUAAUAAUCAGUAUCCGAAGUAAUUAAUUAUUUAAAAAAAGAGCAGAUCAGAUAACAUGAGGGACAAUGCAAGUAAUAUUAUACACAAUGAUUUAUUUAAGAAAUUGUAAUUAUAUAAUGUACAAUACUAAAUAACUUAUGGGUUAGUCUUGAAUUUGAAUAGCAAUAUGAACAACGGGAUACACAAUGGAUAUGUGAAGAGCGCGUGGGUAGGGGGAAGGGAGAGAGAUGGGCCUUGUUGGAAACAAAUCUAGCAGUAACGGUAACCCUAACAAAAGUUAAGUUAUUUUACUAGUAAUUUAAAUCAAACAGACAAUUUAUACCACAAAUUACACUGCCUUUAACGUCGUUGAGUUUUAUUACAACAGAAAACUAACGGAAAGACGUGUGGAUUUAGCAAUGUUUGUUAGCUCGUUGCUGUCAUGGAUCAACUGAAGCCUCCUGCGGAAUUGAAGCUUACUGGCAAUGUUGAAGACCAAUGGAAGCGUUGCAAGCAGCGUUUCAGUCUCUACCUUAUGGCAAUAGGCAUGGGCAUCAGCAGCAUUUUGGGAGUGGGGGGACACACAUUUUGUCUGGGGGUUUGUCCCACAGAACUUUUUUAAAGAUGUAGAUGCAAUUUCCCGCAUUCUGGUGCAUUUACCAC
Messenger RNA from Hypomesus transpacificus, 2302 nucleotides. Its product is annotated as presenilins-associated rhomboid-like protein, mitochondrial. The record is from RefSeq and is a predicted model, not a curated record. The transcript has 10 exons. Lineage: Eukaryota; Metazoa; Chordata; Actinopteri; Osmeriformes; Osmeridae. Gene Ontology annotation, molecular function: serine-type endopeptidase activity. Bases 233 to 1369 code for a protein of 378 amino acids. Gene Ontology annotation, cellular component: membrane.